Chrysoperla carnea is the source of this 2076-nucleotide messenger RNA. Its product is annotated as PI-PLC X domain-containing protein 1. Gene Ontology annotation, molecular function: phosphoric diester hydrolase activity. The transcript has 6 exons. The record is from RefSeq and is a predicted model, not a curated record. Gene Ontology annotation, biological process: lipid metabolic process. The coding region runs from base 252 to 1937 and encodes 561 amino acids. Lineage: Eukaryota; Metazoa; Arthropoda; Insecta; Neuroptera; Chrysopidae.
UCAUAUUAUAAUAACAAUUGUUAUUCAUAUAUAACAAAUAAAUAUACCAGCACCAAUGAUUGUUUAAAAUUCUGUAGAACUUCAAACAAUAAUAACAAAAUCAACAAACUCUAACAAUCAUUGUGUUUUGAAAUUUGUGCAUUUUAAGUGUGAUUUUAUUUUGGCAGUGAUAAAGUUUAUAAAAACCUUCAUCGAAUUUUAUAAAUCUAGUGUUAUGUUUGUUUAAAUAAAGAAAAUUUUAAAUAAAUCAAAUGGCUUUUAAGUAUGAUGGGAAUAUUUCAAAAACUUUAUUAAGUGCAACAGCUAGUAAUAGCGACGAAACACCAGCGGAGUUUAUUGGAAAAGCUACUGAUGCAAGACAUCAUCAUUCACAUACAAAUACAUCAAUUUUAGGAAAUGUGUUCUUUGUUGCAAUACAAUUGUUGUUUUAUUUGGAAAUAGGUGAUGCAAGUGCCCCUGUUCCCUAUCGAAAAUUAGGUGGAAUUUCAUUAGAAUGCGGCGGUGUAUUUUUAACUGUAUCCUCAUUAUGGCGAACACCAUCCAACGGACGUGGUAUUCGUGAUAGUGAAUUAGAGAUGAAUUGGGAAAUGGCAUGUGAUGAAACACCUGAAUGGGGUGUACCCAAUUGGGUAGGAUUAUUCGCUAAAGAUCCCACACUUAAUGUAAAUCAAACACCCAUAAUACGAAUAGAAAUCAAAGAUCAUCCAUGGGGUUUCUUUAAAACGAAUGUUACUUAUAGUAAACAAUAUUUUCCAAAUGGAUGGAGUAAAGGAACAGCCAUUACUACAGGCGAUGAUGUUGAUGACUAUGUACCGCCAAAUGUUUCAGAUGUAAGCACGGGGCCUCAUUGUAUGCCACAUUGGAUUGCGUCAUUCAAAGAUAAUACGUUAAUUAAAGCAAAUUGUUUGAAGAUUCAACCAACAUGGAUGCAAGAUCAUAGAUCACAAUUAGGAUGGUUACCAUUAAAAUCAUUAUUUAUACCUGGUACCCAUAAUUCUGGUUGUUUUUAUAAAGGUUCACAAUUAAAUCGUCGUGAUACAUUCCAACGAUACAUAUUAACACAAGAUCGUGAUAUAUGGAGUCAACUAGUACAUGGUAUACGUUAUUUAGAUUUUCGUGUUGGUUAUUAUUCGAGUUCAUCCAGCUCAACAAAUGAUUCUACAAAUAAUUCCGCUGACAGCAGUAUCUAUUCCUCAUACAAGUUAGUGUUAAAUAAUAUGUAUAAAUAUAUUAAGAAGAUGUAUUCGCAUGUGCUCAAUCUUUUUGUAUCGGGUAAAUCAACAAAAUAUGAGGAAUUAUGGAUAAAUCAUGAUUUAGUUCGUGUUACACCAUUACUUCCAUUAAUCCGUGAUAUUCGUCGAUUUUUAGAAAUUUCAAAAGAGGAAAUUGUUAUUUUAGAUUUUCAUCGUUUCCCAGUUGGUUUUCAGGGUAGACCUCAACGACAUCAGAUAUUAUUAGAUAUGAUUCAAAAAGAAUUAGGACAUUUAAUUAUACCACCAAUUAAAAGUGGGCCAUUAGGUCCUAAAUUAAAUGAUAUUUGGGCUACUGGUCAACAAUUAAUCAUAUGCUAUGGCGAUAAUGAUAUAGUUCAAGAAAAUUCAUGGUUAUGGAGUCCUUUACAUCAAUUUUGGGGUAAUCAGCAAACACCAAUGGGCUUAAAAACAUACUUACAAAAUGUAAUGAUAAAUCCACCACGUAACGAGAAAAAUCCAAUGUGGGCUGCUAUGGCACAAUUAACACCAACAACCAUUGAUGUAAUGUUUAAGCCGUCGGGAAGUUUACGUCAUAUGGCCGAUUCGAUAAAUCGUAAUUUAACAACAUGGGUUCGGACUAAAUGGUGGCGAUUGGCUAAUAUUGUUGCAACAGAUUUCUUUUUAGGAAAUAAUAUUAUCGAUUUAGCAAUUAACUCAAAUGUAUAUAAAGUAAAAUUUCCUUAAAACGAAAAGUAUUAUUUGAAUUUUAAUUAAUGAUUUUAAAAAUUCCUUCUUUUCAUUGAUAAAUUAUUUUGCAAUUUUGCAGGGUAUUAAUCGUAAUGUAACUUUGUGAUGUUGAAUAAAUAAAUAUUUAAGCGAUCAA